UUCGGGCUCUGGGGGGCGGCGCUGCUGCUGCGGGGACCCCGCGCGGCGCUGGGGGGGCGGCGGCGGCGACCCCCGGAACCCGCGGGGGGCUGCGGGGAGCACCGGUACCUGCGGCUGAGGGGCUCGGGGCUGCGUCUCCACUACGUCACUCGGGGCCCCCCCGGCGCCCCCCUGGUGCUGCUGCUCCACGGCUUCCCCCAGAACUGGUCCUGCUGGCGUCACCUGAUGCAGGAGUUCAGCCCCCGGUUCCGGGUGGUGGCCCUGGACCUGCGGGGCUACGGGGACUCGGAGAAGCCCCCGGGCAGGGACAGCUACCGCCUGGAGCUGCUGCUCGGGGACAUCCGCGACGUCAUCGAGGCGCUGGGGACACCGCGGGGGACACCGCGCUGCGCCCUGGUGGGACACGACUGGGGAGGGGUCCUGGCCUGGGAGGUGGCCUCGAGUCACCCGAACCUGGUGGAGAAACUGGUGGUGAUGGACGCGCCGCAGAGGGGAGUGAUGGCAGAUUUCAUGCUCCGUCACCCAUCGCAGCUGCUCCGCUCCUGUUACAUUUUCCUGUUCCAGCUGCCCUGGCUGCCCGAGCUGCUCCUGUCCCUGGACGACUUCCAGAUGCUGAGGACGUUCCUGUGCAGUUCCCGGACCGGGAUCCAGGACCCGGCCCGGCGGCUCUCGGAGCGGGACCUGGACUCGUACCUGGGGGGGCUGGGCCAGCCCGGGGGGCUCAGCCCCCCCAUCCACUACUACCGGAACCUCUUCCGGGACACGCCCAUCCCCCGGGAGCCGCCCCCUCCCCCCACGCUGCUGCUCUGGGGUUCCCGCGACGCCUUCCUGGACCCGCGCCUUGGCCCCGCCCACCUGCGCUGGCUCCGCCCCUCGGCGCGGCUCCGCGUCCUGCCCGGCGCCUCCCAUUGGCUGCCCGAGGAGAGGCCCCGCCUCCUGGCAGAGCUGAUUGGACAGUUCCUCGAGGGAGGGGGCGGGGCGGAGGCGUAG
This is a messenger RNA of Pseudopodoces humilis (Tibetan ground-tit), 990 nucleotides long. Lineage: Eukaryota; Metazoa; Chordata; Aves; Passeriformes; Paridae. The record is from RefSeq and is a predicted model, not a curated record.